Messenger RNA from Haliotis rubra (blacklip abalone), 5346 nucleotides. RefSeq lists its product as uncharacterized. The record is from RefSeq and is a predicted model, not a curated record. NCBI's taxonomy places the organism in Eukaryota, Metazoa, Mollusca, Gastropoda, Lepetellida, Haliotidae. Bases 316 to 3807 code for a protein of 1163 amino acids. Gene Ontology annotation, molecular function: protein binding. The transcript has 3 exons.
GACGUAAAGUGCCGAGGGUUACCGAAGGUGCAGGUACCUCCGACCUCGCUAAGGUUGGUCUGACAAGUAGAACAGGCCGAUUCAAAUGUUGACAUUACGAAGAGUGGAAAUCGCUGUAUGUGGGAGUAUAUGUGAAGAGCUUACAUUGUGCUGUGGGAUGGUAUCAGGGAGCGGUUGGAUUUCUGUGGCCCAUAUCCAGCGAAAUGACAGGCAGACAUUAGUGUGUUGGUUGUGUAAAUCUAACCUGUGAGAGACAUUGAACAGAGGACAUCUGAGCUCCAAAUCUAGUGAUUUUUAAGUGCAAAUGUGUCCGAAAUGACAACACGUCGGCCUGGGGAGUUGUUUCGUACUACACCUGACACAGGUUGGAAGGAGAAUGAUUUAUCAGGUUUUAUCCUGACUGGUGGUCGGUCACUGGAGUCUGUUUUGGAUGACAUCAAGUCUGGCAGUAGUGGCGGUGGUGGAGAGGAGAAGAUACAACAGGAUGAUACUCGGGAAAACACAGCCAAGGAUGAUGAUCUGGAGAAGGUUGUAGAGGCCGAAAUGGAGGACAAGGAACAGGGCCUGAGUACAAGGGAAGUUCUGGACAAGGCUCUGGCACAGCUGGAGGCUCUGAACCUUGUGGAGGCCGAGAGGCUGUUCCUCAAGGCAUACCAGAGACUGGAGGACACACCGGAGGAGAACUACCGAUCCAAGAUUGAAAUCUUCAUGGGUCUUGCUGAAACUUGUACCAGGAGAAGUCGGACAAGCCGACAGAGUCCGUUAGAGUGGCAGUGGCUGUGUGUUCAUGCUACGACCUUGUUGCAAGAGACAAUAGAGAUGUGUAUUACUGAGAUAGACUUGGAGCAGGACAACCAGUGGAUGGACUGGUACCAGUCAAAGCGGGACUGGGCAAUAAACAGAGUGCGGGGGCUUGAAGAUGUGCUAGCCAGAACCAUCCACAACUGGCUCAGGGAAAACUGGAGGGUUGUGGAUCCUUAUCAUACCCAGAAUGUUAUGGGAUCUCUCACACCUACUACAUCUACAAAGUUUCCACUUUCCAGUCUACUUGGUUUGGGCAUCAAGCCAUACCAGUCUGGCUUCCUGACACAGUCUUUCAGCUUGGAGAGUCUGCAUGAGGCUCCUCUCAAUGAAGCCAUGUCUGUUGGGAAUGCAAAUUGGUUUAAAAGACUACAAUUGUAUUGCAAGAGACGAUUGUAUAAUAAGAAUGUUCAAGAGAUUUUAGAUGAAGUGUUGCACUUCCGAGGAUCGUUGGACUUUGACAGAAGUUCUUCUCAGAGGCUAAGCCUUGAUACUUUAACAGAUGGCAGUGAUGCAGAGUACAGUGACCAUGUUGAUGUAGACACUGAAGCUAAAGUUGACACUGCUGUGAAGGAACACUCACUAAGUUAUGAAUUAGCAGCCAGUGAUGUUGACAAAAAUGGUUGGGACUUUUUUCUUGAAGAAAGGAAAAACUGUGAAAUUGGUGGAAUCUUGCAACUAGCUACUGAGCCUACAGAGGACAAUGAUGUCCCAGGAGCCACAUCUCAGGAAGCAACAUUACCAGAACCAAUAGUUAAAAAAGAUUUUGUGUCCCCACUUCAAGAGCAACCAAUCAAGCUGGUCAUUGCCAAAGUGUUUCAUAAAGUCGUUGCAAAGCUGCUCCAUGAAGAGGAGUACCAGAAAGCUGAAAUGUUGUGUGAGGAGAUUCUCCAGAUUGUUGAUGACAUUCAGGAUGGAACAGUCCGACUUCUUAGGUUCAGUGCCCAAUUACUACAGAACAUAGGCAUUCUCUGUCUUCGUCAAGGAGAUGCUUCAAAGGGCAUGGUUCACCUGGAGAGGGCUCUGCAGAUAUUUCGAGAUCUCCAAGAACGUGAUGCUCACCGAGAAGUGGCCCUUGUUCUCAUUGAUCUGGGCAAUGCCCAUGUUGCCAAAGUUCUUCAUGAGGAUGCCCUGCAUAAGCAUAUCAUUGCUGCCAUGAGUGAGUUCUUCGAGAAAGAAGCAUCAGAUGAAUCUGAUAGUGCUGAUUCAAGUCCUGAAAGCAAAAAGUCGGAUGAAACAGUAACAGCUGAGGACAUGAACAGUAUCAAUGAGGCCAUCACCUGUUACACAGAAGCUCUAAUGGUUCUGGAGAACAAUGAUGAGUCUAACAUAGAGUACCUGGCAAAGGCUCUCAGGAAGCUAGGGGACUGCCACUUUGUGGUAAAAAACUAUAAUGAUUCUUUAGAUUCAUAUGAGAGAUCCAUGGGGUUCUUGAGAUCAUCCAGUGCUCAUGGUAAGGACUCUGUGUUACAGAACGCUCAUGUGCUGUGUAUGUUAGGUGUAUCUACCUUCAUGCUCCAUGUGUAUCCUAGGGCUGCCUCUGUGUUCGAACUGGCCUACAGGAUGAUCCGACAGGCACAAUACUCUUACAGAGUAGAAUCUGAAACUUUCUUCCAAGGACUUCUUCACUCCCUCUUGGGCAUUUGUUACUACAAGAUGAAGUCAUAUCACAAGUGUGUGUCAAUGUGCUACCAGGCUUUUGAGGUGUUUUGGAAUAUGUAUGGUGAGAAAAUUCCUGAAUUGAAAAAGGAAAAAUUUUGGUUGAUUUGUCAAAAUCUCUACAUACUGGGUAACUCUUAUAAUGUUCUAAAUUUACAACACAAAGCAAUUAAAUAUCUGAACAUUGGGCGAGCAUUAAUGCUUGAGAGCAAGAAUGGCGAAAAGAGACAAUGUAUGAGAAUCCUCCAGAUUCUGGGUGACUGCUACUUUGCACAGUAUGACUACAAGACUGCUCUUACAUACUACAAUGAAGCCCUUGACUUUGGAAACCAUGAGAACAUGUAUGUAUCAGAGCCUGAGACUACAGAUGAGAUGACCACAUCUUCAGAUGACAUGGCUCUCCACAACCAGCUCCUCAGUCGAUCUGCUGAUGCCCACAUCAGCAUGAACCAGUAUCAGAAUGCUGUGCACUAUCUGGAACAAGCUCGGGACAUCCAGGAUGUCCUGGGGGAGGACAUCAAGGGUGACCUUGUCUCAACUCUGUACCAGCUGGGGCAGAUGCACUCCUUUGCUGGGGAUGUGGACAAAGCAAUUGACUCCUAUAAAGAAAGUAUAGAGAUAAGCAAAGAACUGCAUGAUGGAGAAGUUGGUCCUGAGCUGUGUUCAAUGUUGGGCAACCUGGCCACCAUGUGCUAUGUGAAGGCCUGCAUCUGUGAAUCCAUAGAGCAGGAGCUGGAGCUUAUUCUCAAGGCAGAACAGUACUUCCAAGAUGCUAUUGCUAUCAACAUGAACCAGAGUGUUUGUGUCAAGUAUGCCAACUUCCUUUACAGUCAGGGUAACUAUGAUGAUGCCAUCAUGUACUUGGAGGAUGCUCUGAAGGCUCAGAGAGAGUCUGAUGAUAUUGUCUUUGGAGGUUUGGAGAAGGUUACCUUGCCUGAACCUCUUCAGGAUGAGGUUGAUGCACAGGAGGAGGUUGUGAUGCCCUCCAGAUGUCUUGGCAAAUACAUCCUUGUCCUGUCACAUGUGAUGCUGCGGCAACCAAAGUUGGCCGAGAAAUGGAUCAUCCAGCUCAUGAAGGAUGUGUAUGAUUCAGACAUUCCAUUCAUGUGGUCAGUGUUAGGCUAUGCUUUGAUGGAACUGGGACUGUUCGAGGAGGCAGCUAUCAGCUCCGGCACAGCGGCCACGCUUGACCCAGAGUAUAACCUAGCCAUAGACAACCACUGUCUUUGUCUGUGCAUCAUGACCUUGGUGGCUAUUGAGAGAGUCUUAUCCACUAUCUUCAUCCAUAAGAAGAUUUGGUAUGAGGAUCAGUGCCUCCCUGAGUUGUCAGAAGGAACAGGGUACUAGAAGCAUUGGGUGUGAAGACAUAAUGUUAACUCUAACAGCUGAUGUCACUUGUAUCAACAUCGGUACCCACAGGGCUAUUGGUUGUGUGUGUACAAUGUAGACUAUUACAGGACUAGUUCCAACCUCUGAUAUUCUUGGAUAAUUCAGUGCUAGAAAGCCCACAGAUCUCAGAAUAUAAGAAAUGUAGUGUGAAGACUGUCUCCACUAUCGUUCUGGCCAACAUUGUAGACAACGUUUUCCCUCGAUGGUGCUGUGGAUCUAGUUACUGCUACAGAGAUAUCUCAUUAUAAAAAUCAAACUAACUCGAGAAAGCCAGGUGUGCAGAUGUGAAACUCUACAAAAAUGGCAUCCUAUGUAAAACCUUACUCCAUAAGUAUAUUCCGGUAAAAACAGUUUCAACAGUGAUAUGUGUUCACCUACAGCCAAGGAAUGUUAAUUAAGUUUUUGUUGUUCUUUGAUCUGAAUUUGCAACUAAUUCACAAACAGUGUAUCACUUUUGUGAUGGCAACUUUCUGUUUCAUCAAGAUAAUUUGACUUUUCUGAAGAAAAUGUUUUCAUGUUUAAAGUUCUUUCUCACAACAGCUCUGCUAUGACUUGGUGAGCAAAGUGGUUAGAAUAUAUCCCAUGCACUUGACUGCUUGUCGUAAGAGGGGUCUUAUUGGUGACUCUCUUGAACUUGGUUGUGUGGCAGUUGUUGAAAGUAUGAACCAUGGGUAUGUCUGACCCUAGCUCAGUUAUGUAGAGGCUGCUGUUAUAUUGCUAGAACAUUGCUGUAUAACAUUAUCUCAUAUAGCUGCAUGCGAAUCUUCAAAUCAAGACUCAUGCUCAUGUAAUCAUGAAAAUAUCAUAAGAACAUAUAAAUGGUACGGAAUAUUUGAUUAAAUGAACUAAUUUAUAAACACUCAUGGAACCAUUCAUACGUACUGAAGACCAGUCUACUGAAACUAUCACUUAAUAUACAAUGUAUUAUGUAGACCUCUCUGUAACUGGGCUUGGAUGUAGAUGAUGUGGGUUUAGGUGGUGGAGUCUGACACUGACAUAUGGGAUGUAAUAGAGCUAAUCAGCAGGGUAGGACACUUCAAACAGGAGGGGACCAGACUGACUGCCCUGCCAUACACGCAGGAUGUCACAUCAGUUAGACGUUCACAUUUAAACUGGAAGGGGAAUCUUUCUUUGAUAGUGUCACAGGAAACAGAGUGAUGGGUUCAAAAUCAGUGUUGGCAUAUAAAAAUUGUAAGGCAUUUAUUACAGGCAUAUUUGUACAUUAUGUUAAGAUCACAUGCACUGAGCUGUGCUGUUCUUAUAACAACCUUUCAGGCCAUCUACAUUUACUUUUAAAGGACCUGGUUCACAUCAAUGUAUGGUAGGAAUAUUUGUAUGUAUCAAGUAAAGUUAAAAGGGGACAUAUUUAGUAAGUUGCUACAUCUGUUGGUAGUUCAGGGCGGCUGAGUGUUGUGAGGCACAGUGUUUAGAAGUGUGAAAUCAUAUGAUUUAUUGUAACCUUUGGUAGUAUGUACCGGUAUAUCACAGUGUGUCAGA